AGAGAGAGAGAGAGAGAGAGAAUUAUGAUCUCCUGCAGUGAAUAUCAGGUUAGAUUAGAAUAGAACAUCUUAGACGAACAUGAUCAGAAUAGGAGCAUAAAAUAAGGGACAAGAAAGAGAAGACCCAUUUGGGUUCACAUUUCCAAAUCAAUUAAAAAUGCAUUAGUUUUCUCUGAGGGAAUUAAAUGAGCAUUGGAGUUGAUGCACUGGUUCCCUCAUAAGUCAAAAAAUAUGGUGAAAUCACAUAAUAGCAAAGUCUGCUCCUUUAACUUUUUUUAUCCUUUCUUUUUGAAUUAUCUCUCAUAUUAUGAAAUAUGAAUUCAUUUUUGAGGUAGCUGGUUCCGGCAUGUUACAGUAAAAAAAGGAAAUUAACUUGAAACUGUAGUCUCCAGCCAAGGGCCAAGCUCUUUUUGUAUUCCGCACCUCCCAUGACAGAGUACUAAGCUUAAAUUAUGGGGAUUCUUCAUUGGGCCUUGGAUUUGUCUGUUGUAGCAGAUGAGUUUCUUGCUAUAUCAUCAGACAGUUCAAGAUUAAAGGAGCAACCUUGGUGAGUUCUGUCCUGUUCAAUUUUUUUUCUUUUUUCCUUGACAAAUCAUGGACUGGGUUUCCCUUCAAAAUAAUGAAAGUACCAAUUUUUCUCCUUCACAGCAACCAUAUUUUCUUUCUCAGCCACCUCCACAACCAAAUCUUGAUUCUGAUGGUUUUAACCUGAAUAACAAAAUUAGUCCCAGUGUAUUUAUUAUCAUCAUAAUUCUUGCUAUUAUUUUCUUUGUUUCUGGCUUGCUUCAUCUUCUAGUUAGAUUUCUUUUAAGACCACCUAAUAGAGAUCCAGAUAAUUUGGAGAAUGUGACUGCUUUUCAAGGGCAAUUGCAGCAACUCUUUCACCUCCAUGAUGCUGGUGUUGACCAGUCAUUUAUAGAUACCCUCCCUGUGUUCCAUUAUAAAGCCAUUAUUGGAUUGAAGAACCCUUUUGAUUGUGCUGUUUGUUUGUGUGAAUUUGAGCCUGAGGAUGAGCUUAGAUUGCUUCCAAAAUGUUGCCAUGCCUUUCACAUGGAGUGUAUAGACACUUGGUUAUUAUCUCACUCCACUUGCCCUCUCUGUAGAAGUUGCUUGCUGCCUGAUUUCUCUCGAAACAAUAGUUGCUCUCCCAUUGUUUUUGUCCUUGAAUCUGGUAGUGAGAGCUCAAGGGAGAUUUUCACUGAUAGGGAGAACAAUAUUGGCAGAACCAAUUCAGUUUUAACCACAAAUUCCCAUCUGGGUUUGCAAGGAGACAAUGAUUUGGGAUCGUCAAGAAUUGAUAUUUCACACAAGUCAUGUGAAAUUGUGACAAAAGAUGAUUCUGGCCCAAAAAUUGUCGUGGAUUCAAGGGAGAAAGUUGUUCCCGUUAAGCUAGGAAAGUUUAAGAAUGUGGAUAUUGGUGAAGGAAGUAGCAAUAACAGUAAUGUUGAUGAAAGGAGGUGUUUUUCUAUGGGUUCAUUUGAGUAUAUAAUGGAUGAGAAUUGUUCAUUACAAGUUGCUGUAAGUACUCCAAUGAAGAAACAAUCAAGCAAGAAACCUCCUUUGCCAUUAACUCCUGGCCACAGGCCAGCAAUGUCUGAAUGUGUUUUCGAAUCAAGAAGCGAAUUCCAUGGCUUUGAAGGCAUUAAAAGUUUUGAAGCUAAUAUUAUUGAAACCAGCAAUGGAAAUUCCAUUGGCAGAAGCAAAAGAGAGAGCUUUUCUAUAUCCAAGAUUUGGCUUAGAGGUGAAAAGGGGAAGCAGAAAUCAACUGGGGAUUAUUCAAGGAGGGCCUUUUCCUUUAGAUUUCCAGUGAACAAAAAUGUUGUCACUGAUAGUGAUCUCAAGGUGAAGAAUAGGAAUAAUUGUGCAAAGAGAACUAAUUCUGAGAUUGGAAUUGGAAGAUGGGAAAAUGAAAGUAGUGGAUUGGGUUUUGAUGAGGAGAAUCAGAGCUGUAAUGCAAAAACUCCUUCAUUUGCUAGGAGGACCCUGCUUUGGCUUGUUGGGAAACAAAAGAAGGUUAUUCACUCAACCUUUACACCUAAUGGCUAGUUUCUUGGAUUCUUUUUUUUUUUUUUUCCUGGGAAAAUUUCCUUCUAUUCCAUAAUUAUGAGUAUGGCAGAAUUUGAAAGUCUCUAGUUUAAUUGGAAAGGAAAGCAGUAAUCAAGAAAAGCAGAGAAUUGAUUAUUUAUUAUUGUUGCUUUUCUUUCUGUCCUUUUUAAAGUCAA
Molecule: messenger RNA, 2222 nt
Organism: Hevea brasiliensis (rubber tree)
Lineage: Eukaryota; Viridiplantae; Streptophyta; Magnoliopsida; Malpighiales; Euphorbiaceae
Product: RING-H2 finger protein ATL13
Exons: 2
Coding region: 595-2046 (483 amino acids)
Source: RefSeq, a predicted model, not a curated record